UGUUCGGGCUCUGUGUGAAGGGAGGGGCCGGGGCUGCCCUGCCCGCCCUGCCUCGCCGCCGCGGGGAGGUUCGGCCGAGCAGAAUGGCCAGCAGCCCUGGGAGUAAUGCAGCCCUCGCCGAUCAGAAAGGCACAGACUCGGAAGGCUCUCAAGCAAAGCAGUCUCAGCAUGCAGAAGAAGCCAUCUUUUACAAGAACUGUCGAGCAGCUUACCUGACUGUUUUCAAAAGCAGUUUAGAAAAUAUUAAAUCGAAAGAACAACUCACUUUGGUUCUUCAACAGGCUGGAAGAAACCCAUCUCAGAAGACAGUUAAUAAAUACUGGACUUCACAAACAACCACGCUGAAUUUUGAUGAUUUUUGUGCUAUUUUAAAAGAAGAAACACCAUCUGCAAAAACUGAAUUGCUUGAAGCAUUUGGGAAAAUAGACACAGAUAACACUGGUUAUAUUUUACACGAUGAACUUUAUCAACUUCUGACAACAGAAGGUGAAAAAAUGACUUUGGAUGAAGUGAAUGCAGUAAUUAAAUUACCUGAUUUUAACUGCAAUGGCAAACUGGAUUACAAGAAGUUUUGUGACUUAUUUGUGGCAACCAGUGAGCAGUGCUGCAGGACUGCUCUAGAGAAACUGGAGGCUGAUGAUCGAUUGAGGCAUCGGCAGUUUGGAAGUGAAGCUGAAGCUUCCCCUGCAGGGCUCACAGUGCCAGCAUCAAAACCAUCACUGAAAAUCUCGAGGAAAGCUGACCACAAACCAGCACCAACCAAAGGCGAUAGCAGAACUCCUUCAAGACCAGCUCAAAGCUGCAGAGCAUCCAGCUCUUCCACCAUCAGCGUGUGUGCCAGCAGCAACAGAAGCACAAACCUAAUUGAGCCCAACACGAUGAAGGAAUGGCAAUGUGCUCAAUCCAAGGGAUGCUUCUACCUAGAGGAGGAUGGUGAAAUCGUUGCUCAUAAGUACAGGCUGCAUUUACCUCAGAGGUCUGCAGUGUGCAUAACUAUCAAGCCUUUACGCCUUCGUCAAAUAGAAGGAAAAUCUUGUCACUGGUUGUCAGUGGAUACGGUGUUGUAUGUUCUGAAGGAAAAUGAAACCACAGAAAACCUGCAGCUUGUCUGCUCUACUGACCAGCAAAACAGAGAGAUGUUUGGAUGGAAAGGGGAGCUUCCAUCAGGAGUGUACUGGCUACUCCCAUUCACAACAGGCUGUAGGCUGAAAAAGGCAAAAACACCAAUGACUGGAGAAGCAAAACUGGUGUACAGAGAUGAAGAUGGCGAACUGGCUCUUACCAAAGAGUUCCGAGCAGCUUUAUUGGAUAUAUUUGAAACAAUUGAUUUGGAUGGAAAUGGCCUUCUGAGUUUGGAGGAAUACAAUUUCUUUGAACUGAGAACUAGUGGUGAGACAUGUGAUGAGGAAGUGUGGGCUAUAUGUAAGGAGAAUUUUGAUAUGAAGAAGAAUGAACUAACAAGACAAGGAUUUAUGGAUCUGAAUCUCAUGGAAGCCAAUGACCGUGAAGGGGAUCCUAGUGACCUUUGGGUCACUUUAUUGUCACUGGGCUACAACAAAGCAUUAGAAAUGACAGAGGCAUGCCCCUUUGUCAUUGACAUCUAUGCAGAAAAAUGCAAACCCAGAAUUAAAGCCAUAUAUCUAGAGGCUGGCAGCUGGCAACUCAACAGGGCUAUCUGCAAGUCUGUUGUUAAUAAUGGAGAUGCCAAAGUAAUGGAUGGCUGUGAAAACAUAAUUGUCUAUACCUGUAGGACUGGCAUGCGAAUCACUUCUGUUAUUGAAAAUAAGUCUGAUAACAAAGUGAUUGUUCAUGUCAACAAUGAGCAGAGUAAGAACUGCCUAAGUAAUAGAGGCCUUGCUGUUUUUGCUGUGGAAGUGGCACCAAAAUCUAUGAUGGUUUCUCAGCACGUGCUGCCACUGAACGAGCAGGAAGAAUGGCUGUAUAAUUGUGUGCAUUCCCUCUUACGCUGAAUGCUGUAGUCAGUGCUGCUUCUUGGCAAUGUUUAAUCACAGCUUCUGCAACACAACUUGUAGGUGUGUCCUCUAAAGCUGGUAUGCUUCUCAGUUUUAUUUGUUAAAGCCAAUGAAUCGUAUAAGUACUUAUUUCUGGUAUCCCAUGUCUGCUAAUAGCUCUUAAGAAACACAAACAGUGAUAGCAUAGGGAUGGAAUAACUGCAAGUCUGUAGAAUUGUUUGACAGGGCAGAAUGUUCACAUGCUGUCUAAUGAAAUACAGCAUUGUGCAAGUGCUGAGAUGCUGAAAAUGAGUUCUGUUUGGUGAUACAGCUGACAGUUAUGAUAGAAUUGUGUUUCACAAGGGCUGUUUCCCCAAAAAUGCCCUUAUUUGCUGUAAUAGUUAACAUAGUUCCAUAUUACAGUCCAUACUGGAACUGCUUCACUGAGAAAAAGAUCUGUUAAAUUGAUCACAUUGAUUCCUAAUUCAACACUGCUUCAUGUGUAAUUCAACACAUGAUUUUUAUGUGAGAGAUAAAAAGGGGUGGGGUUAUUUAUCUCCUGACAAAGGGUUUUAAUUUUUUUUUGUCAUUUGAUAAUACCUUGUACUAAAAUACUUUAAAAUACUCUUUUAUAUGAAAUAAAA
Centrocercus urophasianus (Greater sage-grouse) is the source of this 2596-nucleotide messenger RNA. RefSeq names its product EF-hand calcium binding domain 7 (gene EFCAB7). NCBI's taxonomy places the organism in Eukaryota, Metazoa, Chordata, Aves, Galliformes, Phasianidae. Gene Ontology annotation, molecular function: calcium ion binding. The transcript has 14 exons. The coding region runs from base 84 to 1970 and encodes 628 amino acids. The record is from RefSeq and is a predicted model, not a curated record.